Messenger RNA from Juglans microcarpa x Juglans regia, 1755 nucleotides. RefSeq names its product probable sugar phosphate/phosphate translocator At1g12500. The record is from RefSeq and is a predicted model, not a curated record. NCBI's taxonomy places the organism in Eukaryota, Viridiplantae, Streptophyta, Magnoliopsida, Fagales, Juglandaceae. Gene Ontology annotation, molecular function: antiporter activity. Gene Ontology annotation, cellular component: Golgi apparatus.
CCACUCCUUUACUUCAAAUCUAAAUCCCCACCCUCUAUGUACCUCCAUACUCUAAUUCCCUUCCUCUCGUUUUCAAUGCCAUACCCACUCUCUCCCUCUCACUCGUUCAGAUCUGAUCUGAGCCUCCAUUUUCUAUCUUUCUUUCUCUCUGCAUCUCAAAACCAGCAAAGAAACUACACAUUCAGCAGGAAGCAUUGCCUGCUAGCUCGCUCGCUUGCUUCUACAGGCUUGAAUUUUGUAUUCCCGUCUUUGUGCUUUGGCAAUGGUGGAGGCACAGACAUGGACGACGCGGCGGAUGAGCAACCCGAGGCUGGAGACCGGCGCAAACGACCAAGUGCUGGACAUUCCUGUGACCCCACCGGGGGAUGUUCGCAACAACAACAUGAGCUGGUCCUACUUUUCCUUCUCGCCUAACCUUAUGACGGCCAUGAUCAUCGCCUCCUGGUACUUCUCCAACAUCGUACUUCUUCUUAACAAGUACCUCCUCAGCUUCUACGGCUUUCGCUACCCCAUUUUCCUCACCAUGCUCCACAUGCUCUCCUGCGCCGCCUACAGCUACGCUGCCAUCAACUUCGUCGAUCUAGUCCCGCUCCAGCACAUCCACUCCAAGCGACAGUUCCUCAAGAUCCUCGCCCUCAGCGCUAUCUUCUGCUUCUCAGUCGUCUGCGGCAACACCUCCCUCCGCUACCUCCCCGUGUCGUUUAACCAGGCAAUCGGCGCCACGACGCCUUUCUUCACAGCCAUAUUCGCCUUUGUCAUCACGUGCAAGAAGGAGUCCGCCGAGGUCUACCUCGCCCUCCUUCCCGUCGUCUUCGGGAUCGUCGUGGCGAGCAACAGCGAGCCCUUGUUCCACUUGUUCGGAUUCCUCGUCUGCUUGGGGUCCACCGCCGGCCGCGCAUUGAAGUCCGUUGUACAAGGAAUUAUCUUAACCUCCGAGGCCGAGAAGCUCCAUUCCAUGAACCUGCUCUUGUACAUGGCUCCCAUGGCCGCGAUGAUUCUAUUACCGUUCACGCUUUACAUAGAGGGCAAUGUGGCCGCGGUCACGGCCGAGAAGGCCAAAGGAGACCCCUUUAUAGUCUUCUUGCUGAUUGGGAAUGCGACCGUGGCGUAUUUGGUAAACUUGACGAAUUUCUUGGUGACCAAACACACCAGCGCGCUGACUCUCCAAGUGUUAGGAAAUGCCAAGGCGGCGGUGGCGGCGGUGGUCUCCGUUCUGAUUUUCAGGAACCCCGUUACGGUCAUGGGGAUUACGGGUUUCGCCGUUACCCUAAUGGGCGUGGUGCUCUACAGCGAGGCCAAGAAACGUUCCAAGGUUACCACUCAUUAACAGAGAAAAAAAAUAAUAAAAGAAGAAAAGAACUGAAAAUCAAAAAAGAUUUUCACUUUUGAAAUUGAUUUGCCUUAUUUUGUUCUUCUUUAAAUGAUUAUCGGAUUUUUAUGUUUCAAUAUAUAUUUUUUAUUAAUGGAAGGAAAGGGGAAUUUGGAUCAAAGUGAGAUGUGGAAUUGGAUUGUAUAGGAAUAUGAUGGUGGAGAAAUGGAAAGGGGGCCCUUUCUUUUCUUUUCUUUUAAUUUUUGUCUCAAUUUUUGGGCUAUAAUUGGGGGAAUGGUUUAAGAGGAACAGGAAGAAGUUUCUCUUUGUAUACCUUUCCCCGUGUGUAACCUUACAUAAAUGUUUUGAUGCAUUUUGAACAUGUACCAUUAAAUCUUAGUGCAUUUUUGUGGGGAGGAAAAGUCUCCGCCACUUUAUUUGGUUAA